Messenger RNA from Dibothriocephalus latus, 471 nucleotides. The record is from the annotation of a GenBank genome assembly. Lineage: Eukaryota; Metazoa; Platyhelminthes; Cestoda; Diphyllobothriidea; Diphyllobothriidae.
AUGUCUGAGGAUGUUCGGACUGUCAAUGAGGAAAACUCCGAUAAAAACCAACCCGUGCUGGAUAUUAGUAAGGAGAUCUCUAAAUUGCGCCAACGCGAUCUGGCUAUCACUCAGCUCCUGCAAGAGGCCAUUGAGAAGGCCAAUGGUCGGAAUGCGGAAGGAUACGGACCGCCCAGCCAUGACCAGGAGGCUGCUGCAGAUGAGGCAAUUGAACGACUCUGCCUUCGUUGCCACAACCUGGAGACUCGCUUAGCGGAAAAACAGGCAAUGCUCUCCUCCGUUACCAACGAGCAGGAAACCACCUCCCAGAUAGGUACUGAAGUGGGUAACCCUUCUGCAGGCCAGGAGAAGGCUGAUCAUCAACCCAGUCCGCAGGAAAAAGAGCAAGAGAGUGCAGAGGAUGCCCUUUCAGACAUGCAGUCCCGUUACUCAGCAUUGAAUGCUCUCUAUGAAGCUGCCCUCAAACGGUAA